GCAGCACCCACCUGGAACUCUCCCAAGCCAUGGCCUCGGUCUCCGAGCUCACCUGCAUCUACUCGGCCCUGAUCCUGCACGACGAUGAGGUGACGGUCACAGAGGAUAAGAUCAAUGCCCUCAUUAAAGCAGCUGGUGUAAAUGUUGAACCUUUCUGGCCAGGUUUGUUUACAAAGGCUCUGGCCAACAUCAACAUCGGGAGCCUUCUCUGCAACGCAGGGGCUGGUGGACCUGCCCCAGCAGCUGGUACUGCACCAGCAGGAGGUCAUGACCCCUCUCCCACUGCUGCCCCAGCUGAGGAGAAGAAAGUGAAAGCAAAGAAAGAAGAAUCUGAGGAGAAUGAUGAUGACAUGGGCUUUGCUCUUUUUGACUAAACCUCUUUAUUAACACAUUCAAUAAAAGGCUGAGCUCUUAA
Messenger RNA from Camelus dromedarius (Arabian camel), 415 nucleotides. Its product is annotated as large ribosomal subunit protein P1-like. The record is from RefSeq and is a predicted model, not a curated record. Lineage: Eukaryota; Metazoa; Chordata; Mammalia; Artiodactyla; Camelidae. Gene Ontology annotation, molecular function: protein kinase activator activity; structural constituent of ribosome; ribonucleoprotein complex binding. Gene Ontology annotation, cellular component: ribosome; cytosolic large ribosomal subunit. The coding region runs from base 30 to 374 and encodes 114 amino acids. The transcript has a single exon. Gene Ontology annotation, biological process: cytoplasmic translation; translational elongation.